CUAAGUAUAUAAAUGUCACAAACAUGAAGUCUUAAAUAGCUCAGUGGAAAAAGCGGUUGUCUGGCAAACGGAAGACCCAAGUUCGAUCCCCGAGUCUGAUGUUUUUUAUCUCAUAUGGCAUUAAAAGUGGACAUCUAUAGAUACACACAAGCACCCCCGGCCAAAGUUUCUGAUUUUUCUUUCAUGUGAUAAAAUUUAUUAAAUCCGAAGAAAUCUUUUUGAGUUGAAGUAAUUCUGUAUGAAUAACUCUGUAUGAAUAACUUCUGUAUGAAUACUCUAAGAAAUUCUGAGGAACUCCAAUCAUGGUGCAUAUAACUUCCUAAAUCAUUCUUAUGGUAUUCUUCCACGAAUUCCUAAGGAAGUACAAUUCAGGGAAGGAGAAAGCUUUAAGAACAGUUAAAGAAUUCAUCGUGCUAUCUGGGAACCACAAAUGAUGCCGAUAAUUAAUAGAUAUUUUGUAAUAUUUUACAGUUUUUUCUGAAUUGCUAAUAAAUAUCCCGAAAUUCAACUGACAGUUCAGUAUGUAAUCAAAUUAAUCUUGCGUUUCAGCAACAACUCACUAUAUAUUACUAUGUAUGUGCUCAACACUUGACGCUCGACGUUCCUAUGUAAAAGCAUCUUAAAGGCAGGACCCAACGUGCAACGCGUACUCAAAAAGUCUCGAGCCGUCACUCGCGCCGGCUUAUAAGCACGUACGAUGAAGCAGACGCUAUCGAGGCAAUGCGUCGAGCGAUAAAGCAAGGUAUCAACUAUAUUGACACCGCACCAUGGUAUGGCCAAGGUCGAUCUGAAGAAAUACUUGGCAAGGCGUUAAAAGGGAUUCCACGACAAGCUUACUACAUCGCGACAAAGGUCGGCAGAUACGAACUAGAUUAUGAGAAUAUGUUCAAUUUCACGACUGAGAAAAUUAGAAAAAGUUUUGAGAAGAGUUUGAAAUUAUUAGGUGUGAAUUAUGUCGAUGUUAUUCAGGUCCACGAUAUCGAGUUUGCACCAUCGUUAGACAUAAUAUUCACACAAACCUUGCCGGAAUUAUCGAGACAAGUAGCCAAUGGCAAGGCCAGAUAUAUCGGCAUUACCGGAUAUCCGGUGUCUGUGUUGAAAGAGUGUGUCGAGAAGAGCAACAUUAAUAUAUCAUGCGUAUUAACCUAUACAAGGCUCACUUUGAUCGACGAUACUCUGCUAGAAUACAUCCCGUUUUUCAAGGAACGUAACAUUGGUGUGAUUAAUGCUGCGUUACCAUGUAUGGGCGCUUUAACGAAUAAUGGUCCACCAAAUUGGCAUCCUGCUAGUGAUGAAACGAAGAGGCAAUGUACAAAUGCUGCACAAUAUUGCAAGGAUCAAGAUGUGGAGCUUUCUAAAUUGGCGAUAUGGCAUUCGCUGCAAUACACGGAUACAGAUACCAACUUAGUCGGAAUGCAAACCAUGAAACAGCUGGAAAUAAAUAUGGACGUGUUACGUAACGGCAUUACGGAGAAGGAGAAGGCAUUAUUACAAGAGAUUCAAAAGAAAUUUUUGUUAAAAAUAAAAAAUCAACAUUGGGAAGGUAAAGAGAUUGAAAUAUACCUAAAGGCUAUGAAACGUAAGAUAUGAGAAAAAUAGGUUUCCAAUUUCUGCAUUCCUAUUUCCUUUUUCUUUUCUUUUUUUCUGUUCACAAAAUCCAAAUCAGUAAUUAUGUGUAUUAAGUGAUACCUCGUAUGUUGUCAAGAGCAUGUUACCAUUUAAAAAAAGUUUUAAUUGAUGUUUUUUUAUUAAAAAAUUAUUAACAAUUAAAGGUUUUGUAUGUACCUAUAACGUUUUCUUUAUAUAUAGCACAAAUAAAAAUUUAUAUAAAACGCAUAUAAACAUUUAAUAACAAUGUGACGAUUCGAGAUUCGUCACGACGGCCAAAACAAUAAUCACGAGACUAACAAAACGCCGAACAACCGCGCGCGGAAUAACCGCAAGGUCAACAAACAGUCGAACUGUUUGUUAGAAUUUAGUAUAA
Odontomachus brunneus is the source of this 1984-nucleotide messenger RNA. Its product is annotated as L-galactose dehydrogenase-like. The coding region runs from base 721 to 1590 and encodes 289 amino acids. The transcript has 7 exons. Gene Ontology annotation, molecular function: L-galactose dehydrogenase activity. Gene Ontology annotation, cellular component: cytosol. Lineage: Eukaryota; Metazoa; Arthropoda; Insecta; Hymenoptera; Formicidae. The record is from RefSeq and is a predicted model, not a curated record.